UUCGUUUAUUGUGCGUGCACUCAUCUCAACCACCCUAAAGUUCUUGUUUUCAGUCAAAAUGCGCAGAUUACUAGACAGCAGCUGGAUAAAGUUUGGACCGGCUGGUAGGGAUGAUUGGGUGUCAGGGUCUCCAUCACCGCCUACAAUGGAAAAACAGCUACAGGGUUACCACUGGAACGAGCUUUCGGCAGAAAAUGAAGCGAAAUCAGAGAUUAUCCUGUAUAUCGUCCUCCCACUUGCCACGCUCCUUGUUUUCUGUGUCGUGUUCGUCGUCCUUUACCGAAGAUUCAGGCAGAACAAGCUCGGACUGGCCAACAUCAUCACGCUCGACCUUCAGGAUCCGGAGUGCAACACUGAGAUUCUCUCGUCACUCACCGGGAACGCGGAACGGUUGAACAGCACCAGCUCGGACAUGUCGGACGGGGUCUUCCUCAUGGUGUACCUCCCGCCACCCUACGAGGAAACUCUGACGAAGAUCACACGGGCCGCGAGCCUCACCAGCGGUAAAGAUGUGGAGUCCAUCAAGAUCGAAGACCUCGAAGCCAAACUGUGUCCUGAGCUCAAGGCAAGAGGGGAGUAUGUCUAAGAGAAGACUAGAUGUACCUAAAACCGUUUGCUCAUCUUUGAUACCAAGAGAGCAGAACAAUUCCAGCAUUACGCAGAGAGGAAUAAGUGAAGAUCAUCCUGGCAUCAAGAGACAGUGAUGCCACGUAGGGGAGACUGGGGCAAGUUGUCACACGGUGAUGUUGAAGGUCUCGGUUUCCUCAACUGUACAAAUGCUUGUGUUCUCCAGCAGUGGCCAUCUUGGUUUCAAAUACCGAGUUCAGAACUGUCUUAAAAUAAGAUUACUUUAGAUUAAUUCUAUUCUUCAAACUAAAAUCACCAUUUCUUCAUAUUUUGUAGGCUAAUAGCUAAUAGCAGGCAUACAAUGAGCUUACUUUAAAUCUCAGUGUUCUUGGGGCAAGAGUAUUUUUCAAAAAAGCCAGACUGUGGCAGGCUGUCACAUUUUUUUUUAUUGCCGCAAGUUGUCACGUAUGUUUUAUGUUAUCAUUUUAUGCAAUUUAUUAACUAUAAUAUAUGUUGGCCAAAAGAAAGUUUUUUUCUAGCUUACCUUUCCCAUAUUUUUUUUUUUUUUUUUUUUUUUUUUUGCUGUUUAAAUUUGGCUAAAAAGCCUAUAAUAGGCCAUUUAAUGGCUGGUGACAAUUUACACCAUAUAGUGUGACAACAUGUCACAAAAGGUCAAUGGGUGUUCAAUUAAAUGGAUCUUCUUUUUUUAUUUAUUUAUUUUUUUUACUGGAUAUCAACCCUGAAAAUCUUCAGUAGUUUUUUUAAGAGUAAAAAUUGUGACAACAAGCCUCUGUCUCCUCUAAAUUGAAGACAUUGUUUGAAUUUAAGUUUGCAGGUACUUUCAGAGACUAAACAACCACUGUACACGAUUUUUCCUCUGUACAUAAUACUACUAUAUCCCGAUGAUAAAAAUAUAUGAAAUUUUAUAUUGUCUAGUUCAGAACUAAAAGUUUUAUGCACUCUUUUGAGAAUAAAAAACCAUUGUGCUUUUACUGUUUUAAAAAACAAUAGGGUAGGCUAUAAUAUGUAAGAAGUAAUCACCAUGUGUCGUGUUUUACUUUGGAUUAGCCUUUAGGCCUAGUUAGACAUGUGGUAACCACAAUUAGCAGAGAUUAGUUAAGAACCAACAAUAAUGAAUGAUGUCGAUUUUUUUACUUUGUAUGAUUGCAUCAACCAGCCUAGCACAAUCCUGACAGGUUUGUAUCAUGAAUGUAGUUUUUCAUUAAGCUUCACCUUUAAAGUAUUUCUAAU
Molecule: messenger RNA, 1818 nt
Organism: Myxocyprinus asiaticus (Chinese sucker)
Lineage: Eukaryota; Metazoa; Chordata; Actinopteri; Cypriniformes; Catostomidae
Product: small integral membrane protein 28-like
Exons: 2
Coding region: 59-586 (175 amino acids)
Source: RefSeq, a predicted model, not a curated record